AUGAACAAAGUAGUGCAAUUCAUGAAGUCAUUGCCUGGUCUGAUAUUAAUAUUAGCAUUAGUAACUGUGCUAGGUGCAUUGUUAUUUCAAAAAAUUGAAGGUCCAUAUGAAGAGCGAUCCAGGACACACGUAUCUAAGACAAGACAAAAAAUUUUUGUCCUAGCUCAACAGUUAGCUAAAAAAGGUAGUAAUGCUGAUUGGUCAAAAUUAGUUGCUCAAGUGGAUAGAUAUCGUGAGAAAUUAUAUGAAGCAUGGUUAUGUGGUACAGAUGAAUUAACUAUAGAUAUACCGACAAAAUGGAAUCUUUGGGGUAGUAUCUAUUAUUGUUUCACAUUAUUUACAACUAUUGGUUAUGGUAAUGUGUUUCCAUCCACUGCUGUUGGUAAACUACUAACUAUUCUUUAUGGUAUGAUUGCCAUACCAUUGUGCAGUUUGCUAAUAAGUCGAAUAUCAGAUGUUAUUAUCAGACUGACUAAAGCAAUUUAUUAUAUGACACUUGAUCCUUCUGGAGUUCCAGUUGGAUUAAGAGAAGCUUAUCAUAGAAUUGAUGCAACUUUCGACUUUCGAGUACUUCCUUGCAUAUUAACAUUCGUAAUCUAUCUAGCAUUUGGAGCUGGGAUAUAUUCCUAUAUAGCUGGACAAAAGGAAUUAGAGUGGAGUAUUUUGGAUUUAAUUUAUUUCGCAUUUAUUUCAUUAUCAACUGUUGGAUUUGGAGAUUUAGUACCAGAAACUGAUGUAUUUUUAGCAGUUUUAUCAAUUAUUUACAUAAUUAUUGGUUUAGCAAUUACUGGUAUUGUAUUUGGACGUUUAACUGAAGCAUUUGAACAUGUUUUAUGCGGUCAUACUAUCGAGUCAAUUGAAGAAAAUCUCAUAAAUUCUGAACAAAGUUCUAUUCAAGCAACAAAACUUAUGAAAAAUAGAACAAAUGUAACACAUUUAAAACAAAAUUAACUCAUUGAACAUUGACUACAAAGUAAUAAUAAAAAGAAAUAACUAAACGAUUAUUUCAUCAACAGAGGGAUGAAAUCUGG
Messenger RNA from Schistosoma guineensis, 1031 nucleotides. Lineage: Eukaryota; Metazoa; Platyhelminthes; Trematoda; Strigeidida; Schistosomatidae. The record is from the annotation of a GenBank genome assembly.